Molecule: messenger RNA, 507 nt
Organism: Linderina pennispora
Lineage: Eukaryota; Fungi; Kickxellomycota; Kickxellomycetes; Kickxellales; Kickxellaceae
Exons: 2
Coding region: 1-507 (168 amino acids)
Biological process (GO): endoplasmic reticulum to Golgi vesicle-mediated transport; intracellular protein transport; Golgi organization
Cellular component (GO): endoplasmic reticulum; endoplasmic reticulum-Golgi intermediate compartment; Golgi apparatus
Source: RefSeq, a predicted model, not a curated record
AUGGUCGACACUCCGGGCAAGAAGAUCAACUUUUACUUUGCGGUGCAGCUGGGCGGCAACUUUGACAUUGACUUUGAGGUCGAGGGCCCGAACAACCGCGCAAUCUACUCUGGCGAGGCCGAGCGGCAGGGCGACUUUACGUUCACGGCGACGCAGAGCGGCGAGUAUGCAUUCUGCUUCAAGAACGGCCUGGCGACGUUUGCCGACAAGCUGGUGGAGUUUGACAUUUCGGUGGAGGACGAGGCGCGGCCGGACGACAUUUCGAAGCGCGUGGGCCGCGACGAGGUCGCCAACAGCAUCGUGUCGAUUGCCAGCGAGCUGCAGCAGAUCACAAAGUUCAUGAAGUACUUUAGGACCCGCGAGAACCGCAACUUCGCCACGGUCGCUUCGACUGAGUCGCGGGUGUGGUGGUUCUCGGCGCUCGAGAGCCUGUGCGUGGUUGUGGUUGCGGUGAUCCAGGUCUACGCCAUCCAGGCGCUGUUCACUGCCAAGCGGUCGCGGCUGUAA